AUGGCAGCCUUUAGUUUGAUGAGCUUUCUACUCCUCCUUUGCUACCACUUACUUUCUGCUCCCUUUCCAAUAUCCUUGGAGGCUUCAACACCAUCUCCACUGCAACUAGAAGCCGAUGCUCUCCAACAAAGUGGGUGGUGGAGCGGCCGAAACAUCUCCCAACACUGUCAAUGGAAAACCAGCAUCAUUUGCGAUGCUUCAGGAAGCAUCAUUGACAUCUUCGUUGAUUGGGCAUUACCAGCUGGAUCUACUCUGCAUAACUUGAACUUCUCUUCCUUACCCAAUUUGGUGAGUCUUUACAUCUUUAACUCCACUCUAGAUAGGAACAUGCUUCAUGGUACAAUCCCUUCUGAAAUGGGAAAUUUCACUAACUUAUUUUGGUUAUCUCUCAGUCAAAACAUGCUGAUGGGUACAAUCCCUUCAACUCUGUACCGUCUCCCUGUUCUUUCCGUUUUAGAUAUUUCUGGGAAUCGAUUAAGUGGAGUGAUUCCUCCUGAGAUAGGGAACAUCACCAAUUUGAGGACGCUGUCUCUUGGGGAUAAUAAUCUCACCGGCCUGUUUCCUUUGGAAAUUAAAAGCCUCUAUAGAUUGGAGCAAAUUUACGUACAGAAUAAUGCACUCAUGGGUCUCAUCCCUUCCUCUGUUUUUCAACUCACUAACCUGAAGGAGUUGAAUCUUGCGUCCAAUAGUUUUAGUGGCUCCAUUCCUUCAGAAAUUACACGCUCCUUGCAGUUUUUGAAUGCGAGUUGCAACAUGCUCACUGGGUCCAUUCCAUUCAAUUUAUUUGAUCUAAUUUCUUAUCAUUAUUGGCUACAAAUUGACCUUAGCCAUAACUCCUUCAAUGGUCCUAUACCUUCUAUGUCCAUGGGCUCAAGGGAACUCCAUGGGGUUACCAUGAACCUCAGCUACAAUAAGCUCACAGGCUCAAUUCCUGUUUUUCUCAUUCAUUUUCAACACAUUGAUUUAUCCUACAAUUCUCUUGACGGCCCACUUUCAAACCAAUUCCUUCAUCAUUUUGGGGUAGAUGUUGUUUUGGGUAAUGAAAACUUAUGUGGAAACCACUCCCAACUUCGCUCUUGUGCUUCACACAAUCACACAGUACACAAACUAUUCAAAAUCCUUCUUCCCUCGCUUAUUUUGUUCAUCCUUUUCGUUGUUUGCUUCACUCUUUAUUGUUCACGAAAAUCAAAGAAUACCACCCAUGUGACAGAGGUAGAUAGCCAUGGAAAUGUGUUCUCCCUAUGGAAUUAUGAUGGUAAGAUUGCUUACCAAGACAUUAUAGACGCAACCGAAGACUUCGAUAUCAAAUAUUGCAUUGGCACGGGUGGGUUUGGGAGCGUCUACCGAGCGACGCUUCCCAUUGGAAAAGUUGUAGCUUUAAAGAAGCUUCAUAGUUCUGAAGCAGCCAAAUGGGAAACCCUUACCAAGAGUUUUCAAAAUGAGAUUGAGAUGCUAAAAGAGAUUAGGCACAAGAACAUCUUAAAGCUCCUUGGUUAUUGCCUCCAUAAACGUUGCAUGUUUCUCAUUUACGAGUACAUGGAGAGUGGAAGUCUAUUUUGGGUGCUGAGCAAUGAUACAGAAGCAGAGGAAUUGAAGUGGAAUAGGAGACUAAAUGUCAUUAAUAGAGUUGCCCAAGCUUUGUCCUACUUACAUCAUGAUUGCACCAUGCCUAUCCUUCAUCGAGACGUUACGACCAAUAAUAUACUUCUGGACUCGAAUCUUGACGCUUUUCUGUCGGAUUUCGGGGUAGCAAGAUUUCUUGAUGUUGAAUCUUCCAAUCACACCGUGGUUCGCGGCACGUAUGGCUACAUUGCUCCAGAAUUGGCAUACACAACAGUCGUCACAGAAAAAUGUGAUGUUUAUAGCUUUGGAGUGGUGGCAUUAGAAACAAUAAUAGGAAAACACCCUCGAGAAUUGUUAAACAAUUUAUGGUCGAAAACUACUCCAAAUGUAGCUAUCAAGGAAUUGUUGGACAUACGUCUAAGAUCUCCUUUAACCCAAAAUGGAGUAGCUCAAAGAAUAGUUGUUGCACUAACGCUGGCUUUUGCAUGCCUCCAUCCAAACCCAACAGCUCGACCAACAAUGCAGCAUGUGAGUAGACAACUUCUUGUUCCAAGACCUGGUCUAGAAAUCUCAUUCAAUGAGGUUUUAGUUGAACAAAUUUUAAGACAGGAAAUAUACCAAGUACAUAUGACUUCAGAAUAA
Messenger RNA from Cucurbita pepo subsp. pepo (vegetable marrow), 2205 nucleotides. NCBI's taxonomy places the organism in Eukaryota, Viridiplantae, Streptophyta, Magnoliopsida, Cucurbitales, Cucurbitaceae. The record is from RefSeq and is a predicted model, not a curated record.